Egretta garzetta (little egret) is the source of this 942-nucleotide messenger RNA. It is a transcript of the gene TLCD1, whose product is annotated as TLC domain containing 1. Gene Ontology annotation, cellular component: plasma membrane. The record is from RefSeq and is a predicted model, not a curated record. NCBI's taxonomy places the organism in Eukaryota, Metazoa, Chordata, Aves, Pelecaniformes, Ardeidae. Gene Ontology annotation, biological process: phospholipid homeostasis; membrane assembly; plasma membrane organization. The coding region runs from base 1 to 618 and encodes 205 amino acids. The transcript has 4 exons.
AUGCCCGGGCAGAUGUGCGGGGAGGGCCACGCCAGCUGUGCAGCACCGGGACAGAGCCUCUGGCACUCCCCGGAGCUGCUCUCCGACAUCCAGGACGGCUACAGCGUCUCCGGGCACCUGCUGGUCUGCUUCUCCUCGGGCUACUUCAUCCAUGACAGCCUUGAUAUCAUCUUCAACCACCAGUCCCGCUCCUCCUGGGAGUACCUGGUGCACCACACCAUGGCCAUCUCUGCCUUUGUCUCACUCAUCAUCACGGGCCGUUUCCUGGUGGCAGCGAUUCUGCUGCUGCUGGUGGAGGUGAGCAACAUCUUCCUCACCAUCCGCAUGCUGCUAAAGAUGAGCAACGUGCCUUCCCCGGUGCUCUACGAGGCCAACAAGUACAUCAACCUGGUGAUGUAUUUCGCCUUCCGCCUGGCGCCCCAGGCUUACCUCACCUGGUACUUCCUCCGCUACGUGGAGGUGCAGGGCCAGGGAGCCUUCCUCACCGCCAACCUCCUGCUGCUCGACGCCAUGAUCCUCAUGUACUUCUCCCGCCUCCUCCGCUCCGAUUUUUUCCCCUCCCUGCGCAAGGGCUCUGCAAGGAGAGACGUGGAUGGUGAGAAGUUUCUGAUAGACUGAGAUAUGUGUGCUGAGGCAAAACGGGGCUCUGGCUCCUAGAGGUCUUGGCCUCUCCAAACCUGCUCUGAUGUGCCUUAGGGCUCGCUCCCUGGCCCCAGGCCCUGCCUUCACCCGCUCUGCUGCCUAAAAGCACUUCCCUGCUGGACCAGCCUGACAGCCUCUCCGAGCCGCAGGGAUGCCACCAAAGCCAGGGGCACGGCUGAUGGAAAAGCAGCCCAAGCCGGCUUCUGCACAGGCAGCUGGAGGGCCAGGGGUGGCUGCGUUUCACAGCUGAUGGCCUGAGAGGGUUGCAAGGGAAGGGACAAGUCCCUCCUGUGGUGAUGU